Messenger RNA from Conger conger (European conger), 1579 nucleotides. Its product is annotated as equilibrative nucleobase transporter 1-like. The record is from RefSeq and is a predicted model, not a curated record. Lineage: Eukaryota; Metazoa; Chordata; Actinopteri; Anguilliformes; Congridae. The transcript has 9 exons. The coding region runs from base 352 to 1230 and encodes 292 amino acids.
GUACACCAUUGGAACCUUGAUGAUUGCUUUUUCACAUCCAGGUGGCAUCUGAAAGAGGAAUCUCUCUGCACCACUCUUUUUUCUUCUUGUCGGCAUGCAGCAUAAUCCACCUCAUGAGAACCUUCAUCCUCAUGCCAAAGAGGCACAUCCCCUACCCCCUCCCUGAGGGCUACACUUGGGUUCCAUGAUUAUUGGCACACUGGUUUAAUACUUUGUGCACACACCCCUGGCAAAGUGGACAGCCAUGAGGACCCAGGGAUCCUGGAGGAGUUUGUCAGGGUAGACAAACACGGAGCGGUCCAACAUGGAGGACGUUAUUAAUAAGGGCUUGGAAGACAGCAGGAUGGACUCAUGAACAUGGGCAACACCCAAAGAGGCACUAUAGGGCUUGAGCUUGGAGGCGAGGGGAGGAAGGAUGUGAUUUCUGAAGGAGGGAGCACACAGCAGCUGGCCCUACAGACAGCUUGCUCGCUCCCUGUGCACAGUUUUAAGCAGUGUGUGCUCAGCUGGUUUUUUCUGUGGCACCUGGUGUGGCUGUCAGUCAUGAUCCUGCGACACUACCUGUUCAUUGCCACCCUGAACCCCAUGUUGACCCAGCUGACUGAAGGAGACCCAGCCCAAGUGAGCCACUACACCAACGCCUUCGCCUACACACAGUUAUGUGGGAUACUGUGCGCCAUCUGGAACGGCCUGAUCAUUGACAGAUACAACGGCACGCGACAGGCAGGAGAGAUGGAGGAGGAGAGUAACCUGCGCUCUGUGGUGCUCUCUCUCUUCCUCACUGCCCUGCAGUGCCUCUUAUUCUCCAUCUGCGCCACCAUACCUGUGCUCCCACUGCAGUACCUGACUUUUGUCCUGCAAGUGGUCAACCGCGCCUUCAUAUUUGGAGGGAAUGUAGCCUUCAUCAGCAUUGUCUUUCCAGUCUGCCAUUUUGGGAAGCUGUUUGGUCUCUUAUUUGUUCUGUCGACCCUGGUGUUGCUCCUGCAAUUCCCCUGCAUCAUCCUGGUGAAUGAGGUGUUGGAUGGAGACCCCUUAUAUAUAAACAUAGCCCUGUGCAUCCUGUGCCUGGCCACGUUCAUUCACCCGGCCUAUGUCUAUAUCCGCUGGUGCAGAUUGGCCAAUCAGAGAAGACGCUCCGCCCAGCCACCUCCCAACGAUGAGAACGCCUUCUCUGGAGACAAUGAAGACCAACCCCAGGAUGUCCCAGGCUCCCCUACAAAGGACACUUAGGCACCCCUAAAAGUGACACUCAGAAGGUCUGCUGUUUUCUCAGGGUGCUCCUCUUUCCCCAACCCACUGGUUCAUGGCGAUAAAUGGUGGCCAUGCUUGUUAAAGAAAGGAUUUUUGGGGGGUUCAGGCUUGGCUAUUCCUAUCAGGUUUAUGUGACAGUGUCUCUGAAAAAACCUUCCAAGUAAAAUUGACACCAUUUAGAUGUCAGGUUUGCUUCUGUUCAAUUAGAUAUUAACUCUAAAAGGCUUUUUGACCUGGGUGCCCAAAUCUUUGCACACUACUGUAUGUUAUCUGCAAGUAAAGGAAAGCGCUUAUUUAUUUAUAUUGCCAUGCACUGUGGGGUAUUUUG